This is a messenger RNA of Dryobates pubescens (Downy woodpecker), 215 nucleotides long. Its product is annotated as gallinacin-1-like. The transcript has 3 exons. Gene Ontology annotation, cellular component: extracellular region. Gene Ontology annotation, molecular function: chemoattractant activity; CCR6 chemokine receptor binding. The coding region runs from base 18 to 215 and encodes 65 amino acids. The record is from RefSeq and is a predicted model, not a curated record. Gene Ontology annotation, biological process: cell chemotaxis; defense response to bacterium. NCBI's taxonomy places the organism in Eukaryota, Metazoa, Chordata, Aves, Piciformes, Picidae.
UGGGACAGGCACCAGCCAUGAGGAUCCUGUACCUGCUCUUCCCCCUCCUGCUUCUGUUGGUGCAGGGUGCUGCAGGUUCCUUGCGGGGUCCGAAGAAUGAGCGACAAUGUAAGCGAGCAAACGGCUUCUGUGCGCUUCUGAGUUGCCCUUCUGGCUCCACCAUCACUGGGAAAUGUUCAACGCUUUACUUUUGUUGCAAAAUCACUUGGGGUUGA